Exaiptasia diaphana is the source of this 3117-nucleotide messenger RNA. RefSeq names its product ubiquitin-associated protein 2-like. NCBI's taxonomy places the organism in Eukaryota, Metazoa, Cnidaria, Anthozoa, Actiniaria, Aiptasiidae. Gene Ontology annotation, cellular component: cytoplasm; nucleus. Gene Ontology annotation, molecular function: protein binding. The record is from RefSeq and is a predicted model, not a curated record.
CGCAUGUAUUGUGCUCACAUGCAUGUUCAAAGUAACAUUGCUUGGUUUUUCGACUUUUCUGCCGAAAUAUACGAACAUUGUAUAUAGCUUGUAAUAUAGACUGUUUAUAUAAUGAAAGGAGGGACACAGACACAGACAACUUCACAAAUAAAACAACCCACAGACUCACACACAAAAAAGCCAACAGCUGAACAGAUCCGCUACGCACAGCUUCUUGGAAAUGAAGAAUCAAAAGUAGUUCAAGAGCAAAUCAGACAAGUUAUAGAACUUACAGGCCGGAGCCAUGAUGAGGUUUCUGUUGCGCUGCAUGAUUGCAAUUAUGACACAGAAUUAACCAUCAACUCUUUGCUUGAAGGACGACUUGAUCAGAAUGAAUGGGUCAUAUCCAGCAACCGCAAAAAGAAACAUCAGGGAGGAUCUGGUACGACGCAGGGGAUUGACAGUAUUAACACUACUGGAAAACAACAAAAAGACGCACCUAGACAGACCAGAGGUUCCAGGGGAGGGCGAAACAGACCAUCAGAUAAAUCAUCUUGGGAAUCAGAUCAUAAAGAUAAUGAUGAAAAUCGACCCCCAGAAAAUGGCCGUGGUAGAGGUUUACGUGAUGACAGAUCAUCAUCUGAUCGACGAACACCAUCAGGAAGAGGUGGACCUAGCCGACGUGGACGAGGGGGAGGAAAUAGAGGUCGUUCAUCAUCYCGUGGUCGUGGUGGUAGAAUUGGUAAAGGUGGACCACCAGUUCCUCAGCCUUCUUCCAAUGGACCUACAGUGAAUGGGACUGAAAUGUGGGAUAACAUUGAUGCUGACGAAGACUUAAAGAAUAAGCCUGAAUCUUGGGAAGAUACAACACAACCAACUGAAACAUGGGAAAAUGACACCUAYAUCCAUCCUCCGCCAGCUUCAGUCAAAGAGCCUGUUGCACCAACAAGCGUGUCAUCUUUAUUCAGCUCAGUCUCACAAUCCAACAAUAGCUGGACUACAGACAGUAAAGAUCAGCCGUGGGGGAAUGGAGAGACUGUCACAACAAAUGGGACUGCAGUGACACCGGCCAGCAGAGAACAAUCUAGUGAUAACACAACAUUCACCCCUGAAAGUGUCGACAUGGCUAUAAUCCACUCAAAGCUCCAGAGUCCAUCAAGAUCAUCUGACCAAUCACAUACCACCAAUGACCUGUCAUCCUUGAUGCACAUAUCACUGCCAACAAGCGCCAAUCAAAACCAUCUUGGCCCAAUCAGCAAGCUUUUGGAUAAUGUCAGCAUGGCAAGUCUUACRCAGCAAACACAGUCAGUGUCAACAGCACAGCCACAAAGACAGCCUAAAGCAAGCAGAAGCAAGAGGUCACAGAAAUCUCAGACUGUAGAAUCAGAAGUUAUGUCCUCAUUGCCGUCAACGUUGUCUUCGUCAUUAUCAAGAAGUGUGCCAGUAACUAUUGCAUCCACAACUUCAGUUGCUUCAAGUCUGACAGGAUUGGAUGAUCACUCACCACGACAUUACCCUCAUGCCUCACCGCAUGACCACAAGUCACAGGUGCUUGAUAGACCCAAAACCCCACCAUCAAUUGACAAUGACAGUUCAUCUCUGUCUGGUGUAAGUCGAAGUCCAACCAURCCACCUUCUAGCCUGCAGUCAACGCAACUAGUGUCCAGUUUGCCCAAAGAGAAUGCAUUGGAUUCACGAGCUUAUCAAGUUGGACAGCAGCACAUUCCCAGUCAACCUACUUUACCAAGCAAGGACCAGCUAACAUCCAAUAGCCUAGGACAUCACAGCACUCUUGGUGGCACAGUGAUGACAAAUACACAAAGAACUGACAGUGGAUCCAAUCAUCCAUUACAACCACCACCUGGAGUUGUCGUCCCGCACAGCACGUCCCAGCAGGCAUCAUCAGCCAUGGGCUUGUCAACAGCCACAGUGUCUAGUUCAAGUCGACCAGCACAGCAUUCUGGCAAACCAUCUCUCCCUCCUGGUGUACUUCCAAUCAAUACACUGUAUGGAAUACAACAGCCUGGAAUGGUUCCUGGAUAUUCUAUGCCAUUCAGUUAUGAAGAACUACAAAGACAAAUGCACAUGCCUCAAGCCUACUAUGACCUAUCUUUUACUGGACGAGAKAAUCUACAGGGGACUUUCCAAACAGACCAGAAAUUUGGACGCAGCGAUGCUUCAUCUCCAGUUCAAACGACAGUCAACCARCCACAGAAUCAGCAUCAUAUGCAACAGCAACAGCAGCAAGCAUACCUGAAUGCUGCUGCAACAAUGCCUCCCUAUGGAUUUGGAGGACUGGCAUUCUAUCCUGGUGGUGGGAUGAUGCCUGGUGGAUUCCCAACGUAUUCUGCUCCUAUGUACCAGCAAAUGGCUCCUAAAACCCAUGUCAAUGUGUCUCAAUACCAACAGCAGGCUUUCAACAGUCAGCAUGGAUCACAUAACUAUUCUUCAGGUUAUGAUGAUCUYAGUGGAGGUCAUGACUUUAAYAAGUCACCGUAUCACUCAGCAGCAUCACAGACACAGAGCAAAUCAUCUGCAGUUGUGAGCACGUCAGCAGACAUUGGUGGUGGCUCUUCUUAUAAGAGUCAAAUUGGAAAGUAUGAUACCAAAGCCUUCCUUGGCAGUACCCCUCCACCACUGAACCUCGGCCAACAUAGCCACCUUGGGAACUAUCCUGGACACACCCCACCCUUCAUGUCCAUGGUCCCUCCCACACAGCAGCAUCACCCACAUUCCCUGUUCCAUCACCAUGCWGUUGCACACCAGCACCAGGAUAUUGGACAAGCAGGAAUGUCACAGAGAGGACAACAAAGUCAGUUGUCUAAACAGCCACARAGCAAAGGAUCAUAUCCYAGUGGGUUCUGGUCUAGUGGAAAUAARCCUUGAAUUGUGUUAGAUAGUGUUGGCCCAUGUAUAGUAUUAUCACCAAUCCCUCUCAAUUUGUUGUGUUUGUGUCUCUCUUGGGUGCAAUAAAAGAGAUAUUUCGUCGAUCUAGGAUGUAAAUGAUGUCACACGUGUACAGACAAUACAGGAAGCAUGUAAAUGUUUUGCUAUUAUAAUUUAAUAUUCUGCAGUCUUUACCAAGUAGGAAAGGAGUUUUACACCAUAAUCUUUCAAUAAAUCAACUAUAAUUGAAUA